AUGUCGAUCUCCAACUAUAAACUGCAAACCAAUGUGCGUCUGCAUCCUGUGGUGCUCUUCCAAAUCAUUUCCUCCUACGAACGUCGUUCUAAAUCCACCACAAUGGCAGUGGGCACGCUGUUGGGUCGUCGGGACAAGGGCAGCGACGUGAUUGAGAUCACCAACAGCUUCACGGUACAGCACAAGGAGCACACCGUUGGCGACGUCGAGCAAUUCAAGCUGGACACGCAGUACGCCAGCGAAAUGUACGAGCUGAAUCAGAUCACCUAUCCCCAAGCUGAUUGCUAUGUCACUUACUCCACUUAUCGAUUAAGUUAA
Molecule: messenger RNA, 318 nt
Organism: Drosophila sulfurigaster albostrigata
Lineage: Eukaryota; Metazoa; Arthropoda; Insecta; Diptera; Drosophilidae
Product: eukaryotic translation initiation factor 3 subunit F-2-like
Exons: 1
Coding region: 1-318 (105 amino acids)
Biological process (GO): translational initiation
Cellular component (GO): eukaryotic translation initiation factor 3 complex, eIF3m
Molecular function (GO): translation initiation factor binding; translation initiation factor activity; metallopeptidase activity
Source: RefSeq, a predicted model, not a curated record